This is a messenger RNA of Bufo gargarizans (Asiatic toad), 1355 nucleotides long. RefSeq names its product protein ADP-ribosylarginine hydrolase-like. NCBI's taxonomy places the organism in Eukaryota, Metazoa, Chordata, Amphibia, Anura, Bufonidae. The transcript has 8 exons. The coding region runs from base 170 to 1207 and encodes 345 amino acids. The record is from RefSeq and is a predicted model, not a curated record. Gene Ontology annotation, biological process: protein de-ADP-ribosylation. Gene Ontology annotation, molecular function: ADP-ribosylarginine-[protein] hydrolase activity; magnesium ion binding.
CACAGUCCGCAGCUCCAGCAUCAUGGAGAGCAAGUAAGAGCCACGAGGCCCGCCGUGCCUCCAGCCUCCCCUCUUAAAGGGGCAGUGACCCUGCAGCCCAGGAUACAUUACAUUGUGUAUCGCCAUAUAUAUAUACGGGGCGCCAUCACGUGACCUGUACGUAGCCGCCAUGUUGCUGAGCGGCGCCGGAGAUGCUCUGGGCUACAGGAACCAGCUGUGGGAAUACUGUAAGUCGGGGCCCCAGAUCCACAAGGAGCUGCAGGAGCUGGGAGGACUCCACAACCUCGCCGUGUGCCCGCCGGACUGGCCGGUCAGCGACGACACCGUGCUGCACCUGGCGACGGGCGAGAGCCUGGCAACGGGGAAGGUGAAGGAAGAGCUGUACCAGGAGCUGGCCGCCCGAUACGUGUCCGCCAUGACCGACAUGGAGGGGAGGAAGCCGGGACCCACCAGCAUCCUGGGAACCUCCCAGCUGCGUCCCGGAGAACCUGGCGGCUACAAAAUCCUGUUUAACCCCUCGGCGACUGGAUGUGGAGCGGCCAUGAGAUCCAUGUGUAUAGGGCUGAGGUUCCCCCGUCCGUCUGAGCUGCCCAGUCUGGUCGCGGUCAGUGUGGAGAGCGGGAAGAUGACGCACAACCAUCCGACAGGGUACCUGGGAUCCCUGGCCUCCGCUCUCUUCACAUCCCUGUCAGUUCGGAGGGUCCCCCUUGAAGAUUGGGGCUCCCUCCUGCUGGAGACGCUCCCUCUGGCCAUGGAGUACGUGCGUGCGGCAGACGCCGAUGUGGAGCGGCACGUGGAAGCGUGGGAUUAUUUCCGGCAGUCCUGGGAGAGAUACCUGUCGGAGCGGGGUCUUCUGCGGGGGGCCGGUCCGGCCGUGUUCCCAUCUCCCUACAGCGCUGCCGACAGGGAUGUGGAGUAUGGGCGCUGGAGUCUGGACGGCUGGGCUGGGAGGAGCGGUCACGAUGCUCCUAUGAUUGCCUAUGAUGCUCUGCUGGGGGCCCGGGGCUCCUGGGAGGAGCUGUGCAGCAGGGCCAUGUUUCAUGGAGGUGACAGCGACUCCACCGGGGUCAUCGCGGGCUGCUGCUGGGGGGCCCUAUAUGGACUAGCAGGGGCCCCAACAGGAAACCACAGUCACCUGGAGUACAGGGGCAGGCUGGAGGCGGUCGCCCACUCUCUGCACAAGCUAGCCUGGGGGGGCGAACCCUGACCACAGCGGAAGACCCUGGAUCCAAGGAGAAGACCCCUGACAGUUCUGAGACACCCAUCAUACCUGUGUGGCAGAGGAUGAGGGGAGUUGUAGUCGGUGUCCCCAUUCUGUACUGAUUACGUCGUGUGACUAAUAAAAUAUUAAAUUU